CGUUUCUCGGCUUAUGUUCUGUGCAAUCAGGGGUUGAGCUCGACCGUCUCCAAGACCCCUUCCAGCAAUGUCUGUGUCGUUCUCUGGCAGGAAGACGACCCCUAGGUGGUCUCUGGCAUCAUGGAAGAUGUCAUGGACCUCAUUUGCCAUCACAGACGACGACCACUAGGGGGCGGAGUAGUGAGCAGGAUUAGUAGGCAACCCACCCGCCUUCUAUGGGUGGAGAACAGAAGAUUGGGGGGCGAGGUCGCACCUUCCUUCAGAGAGGUGUGGUGCGAGGCCAGCACCUGAAGAUGCUGGUGCUUCUGCUGCUUCUGGGACCCAGCUACGGGUUUGGCGCCCUCGUCUCUCAACAUCCCGACAGGGCCAUCUGUAAGAGCGGUGCCUCUGUGACCAUCCAGUGCCGUACAGUGGACCUUCAAGCCAUAAAUAUGUUCUGGUAUCAUCAAUUCCCAGAACAGGGCCUCCUGUUGAUAGCAACUUCUAACAUGGGCUCUAAUGCCACCUACGAAAAAGGUUUUAACAGCGCCAAGUUUCUCAUCAGCCACCCAAACCAAACGUUUUCAUCUCUGGUGGUGAGAAGCUUGCAUCCUGCCGACAGCAGCCUCUAUGUCUGUGGCGCUAGUGACACAGCGCUGAGCAGAGAUCAGAGAGCCAAACAAGAACCUUUGCGGCAGCCCCCCUCCCCCACCCCACCCACCCCAGGGGAGAGGCCCCUGGAGGGUGUGGAGGGAGGAAAAACCACAGCCUUUCUGACUGUGAGGUGUGUGUGUGGGUGUGUGUCUGGAGAGAGAAAGAUGGGGAACAAAAUCGAAGUAUGGAGUGUGGAGAAAGUCUGGUGUUUGAGAACUAGCCAAUGGGAAUGGAGCCGGGCCUAUAAAUGGCCACCUGAUAUGGAGUAGUUCCUUGGGCUGAAAAUGACAAAGCCUGGAUUUUCCUUCUGACUCUGCCGCAGGUUAAUCAUAUAUUCUUCCAUACAUCAACACAUA
Messenger RNA from Phacochoerus africanus (Common warthog), 989 nucleotides. RefSeq lists its product as uncharacterized. Bases 216 to 902 code for a protein of 228 amino acids. The transcript is spliced from 2 exons. Gene Ontology annotation, biological process: cell surface receptor signaling pathway. The record is from RefSeq and is a predicted model, not a curated record. Gene Ontology annotation, cellular component: plasma membrane. NCBI's taxonomy places the organism in Eukaryota, Metazoa, Chordata, Mammalia, Artiodactyla, Suidae.